AUGGCUCCUCAAGAACUCACAGGCAUCCUCGUCGCUCUCAUCACCCCCUUCAAAGCCGACGGCUCUGUCGACUAUGAAGCUCUCGACGCCCAUAUCCAACGUCAAAUCAAAGCUGGUGUCCACGGUUUUGUGCCAGGUGGCAGCACUGGCGAAUUCACUGCAUUGACCGUCCAAGAACGUAAAGAUGUUCUCGCCCAAGUCGUCAAGUCAGCAGCUGGCCGUGUCCCCGUCGUCGCUGGUAUUGGCGAUCUCACUACCUCCGGUGUCGUCGAUCUUGCCAAGCACGCUGCUGAGGUCGGCGCCGCUGCUACCAUGAUUGUUCCUCCCUUUUACGAUGCUCCCAACUUGAAGCAGCUAAGGGGCAUGUUUGAGGAGAUUUACAAGGAAAGCGGUCUUCCUAUCAUGUACUACAACAUUCCCAGCGCCAGCGGUGUUAGUCUAUCACCAGCUGAGAUCGCUGGUCUUUCAGAGGUUGGCGUCAAGUAUCUCAAGGACACAUCUGGCAACGCCCCUGCCCUUACAGAUCUUCUCUUCCACCACCACAACACCAUCACCGCGCUCAACGGAUGGGAUACUCUUACCUUUUACGGUCUCUGCGCUGGCGCCAAGGGAUCAGUCUGGGGAACAACAAAUGUUCUCCCCGAAUUGUCAGUCCAGCUGUGGAACGCCAUCGCUGUUGAUGGCGAUAUCAAGAAGGGUCGUGAGCUGUGGAGCAAGAUUUUCCCAGUGUGCAAGUUCCUCGAGGCGCAUCAUUAUGGAGCUGGUAUCAAGACGGGAAUGGAGUUGCAGGGUUUCAAGACGGGUGGGUUGAGGAAGCCGUUUGAGUUGUUGGAGGGUGAGGAGAGGGCGGAGUUGGCGCAGCUUCUUAAGGAUGCUGGUGUUACUUUGGCUUAG
Molecule: messenger RNA, 894 nt
Organism: Fusarium graminearum PH-1
Lineage: Eukaryota; Fungi; Ascomycota; Sordariomycetes; Hypocreales; Nectriaceae
Exons: 1
Coding region: 1-894 (297 amino acids)
Biological process (GO): N-acetylneuraminate catabolic process
Cellular component (GO): cytosol
Molecular function (GO): N-acetylneuraminate lyase activity
Source: RefSeq, a predicted model, not a curated record